Neurospora tetraspora is the source of this 1659-nucleotide messenger RNA. RefSeq lists its product as uncharacterized. The record is from RefSeq and is a predicted model, not a curated record. The coding region runs from base 326 to 1315 and encodes 329 amino acids. Gene Ontology annotation, biological process: regulation of transcription by RNA polymerase II. Lineage: Eukaryota; Fungi; Ascomycota; Sordariomycetes; Sordariales; Sordariaceae. The transcript has 5 exons. Gene Ontology annotation, cellular component: nucleus.
AUAGGCCAUCGAGACAGGCAAAUCUUCUUCUUCCCGGACUUGUUUACUCUCUCAAUAGGAUGUCUGGACGAUUUCGAUCUGCUCUUUGGAGGGCCUUCGGACUCCAACCGUCUCCGGCGAAUGCAAUGAGAACGUAUGAAGCCUCGGUCACUCACAAUGGAGAUUGUCGGGCAUUCGUGCUCGCAGUCAGAAGCCUUGUGAGUAUGGCAGGGGAUAGCACACUAUCAUCAACUUCAAAGAGAGAAUUGGCUGUGAGAACGACAUGGCUCUCUGAAGAGAGAGGUUCUCGCUUGGUGAUGGCACCACGGGACAAUGAAGGGAAGAGAUGAUGGAGGGAAAUAAGCCAGCGUUUUUUCUUGGACCAGAUUGCGUGACCUGGGCACGUCGUGAAAAGGUCAACACUGCAUCCGUAAAGCUUCGGACUGCAAACAAUAAACAGAAUAACAGCGUUACAACAAAAUCCCAAAAUCAACAACACCACUUGUACAACCCCAACGCAAGACUCCGAGUUUCGGAUUCUGGCUUGGUGAUUGUCACAAUGAGUCAACCACCACUAUAUUACACCUCACCAGAGGUGCCUCUUGAAGAGGCCCCUUGGGCUUGGGAUGAUGAACAGUGGAUUGAAGACAGCUUAUGGUCAAUCCUCGAGGGACUUGAAACCCCUUCCGUAUCCCAAGCCCACACUUUCAUGCCUCCCUCCGAUACAUGUCAACAAACAUCAAGCACUACUGAGUCAACAUUCUACCCUUAUUUUGAUCUUCAAGGUUACAAUAGUCUUCCAGAAAAUCCUUUAACAUACGAAAGGCCGGCUCACAGCUUCUCAUCUGGUUCCCCGACAUACACUCAUACUCCUUCUCUGGGGUUUUCGCCCGUGCCAUCUCAAGACUCUCCUCACUCUGUUGAGUCUCUAGCAACAACGCCAAACUUCACAGUUGAGGAGCCCAUGGACGGCCUAUUACCCAAGGAUCCUCAAGCACACACAGAGUCGUCCUAUGAACAAGCUCAGAGCCACCCAGCCCCAACAGAUCAACCAGGUCACAGUCCCAAGUUGUCAGCUCGACGUCGACGGAGAAAGGAGAAACCAGUAAAGUGUCCCAUUCCUGGGUGCGGCAUGGGUCAUGCCUACCAGGCAGAACUGGACAGACAUAUCAUAGCUCAGCACAAGGACCAAGCAGAGCAAUAUGCCCUUUCCGUCAAGCGAUUCCCCUGCCCACAUUGUCCAAGAGACUUUGCUAGGAAAGACCAUCUGACCCGUCACCGUCAGCGGAGGCAUGGGCUGGCAAAACAGGAAAAGAGGAGGAGUAAGAAGAAAUGACCUCAGUGGUGGUGGGGUACAUCAUCUGGUUGUUGUUGCUAGCAAAAUGUUUCGUUUUUCUUCGUUCUCAUGGUUUAUCUUUGACUUUCUGGUUAGCGACGGCGUAUCUGUUUCAUUUUUGGACGAUUUUCGAGGUCAUGAUAUGGUUAUAUAGUAUCCGAAGCGUCGGGGUAGAGAUAGCAUGAAUCAAAGUCUUUGUUCAGAAAUACUCUCAGCCAGCGAUGUGAGAAGAACUUCCUGCUUGAGGAAUAUGAACGCAGCUCGGGUUUGACCAUUGUUUUAGCCACGAUCAAAUAAUCGGAGGAAGCAAAGAACUCAGGAUGCUUAGCUCUUCAAGACGGCAA